This is a messenger RNA of Bombyx mori (domestic silkworm), 5573 nucleotides long. RefSeq names its product protein polybromo-1 (gene polybromo). NCBI's taxonomy places the organism in Eukaryota, Metazoa, Arthropoda, Insecta, Lepidoptera, Bombycidae. The coding region runs from base 300 to 5504 and encodes 1734 amino acids. Gene Ontology annotation, biological process: chromatin remodeling; transcription elongation by RNA polymerase II. Gene Ontology annotation, cellular component: SWI/SNF complex; RSC-type complex. The record is from RefSeq and is a predicted model, not a curated record. The transcript has 34 exons. Gene Ontology annotation, molecular function: protein binding; chromatin binding.
UAUGUUCUAUGAAAAAUGAAAUUGAGAGAAAUUAAACAAAGUUGCAUAGUUUGAGUCAUUAUUAAAUUAGGAUGAAUUUAAAGUAGAUAAAAUGGGAUAAAAAAGUGGUCUAUUUGAAUGGUGGAACUGUGCCCAUAGUUUUUCAAAACUAUUUUAACCAGCAUAGUUAAGUCUGUGUUCCUUUUGUACCUAUAACGGCUAUUGGAUUCAAUAAAAAGAAAAAAUCUAUGGAUGAAAAAAUAAUUCUUACGGUGAAAUGAAAUCGUACUUUGGUUAAAAUAACGCAUUACUGUCCUAAAAUGAGCAAGAGACGCAGAGCGUCUUCUGGGGCAAGCCGAGCUGAUGGUGACGAUAGUGAUGAACUAAGUAAUCCUGGACCACCACCAUCGAACAGGAAGAGGAAAAAGUUGGAUCCUAGUGAAAUUUGCCAGCAACUUUAUGAUACAAUAAGAUCUCAUAAGAAAGAAGACGGGACUCUGUUAUGUGACUCAUUUAUAAGGGCUCCAAAGAGACGACAGGAACCUCAGUACUACGAAGUUGUAUCACAACCAAUUGAUUUACUUAGAGUACAACAAAAACUUAAAACAGACACAUAUGAAGACAUUGAAGAAUUAACAGCAGAUAUAGAGCUACUGGUGAACAAUGCCAAAGCAUUCUACAAACCUGACACUGUUGAGUAUAAAGAUGCAGUUGACCUUUGGAAGUUAUUCUUGCAUACUAAACAAACACUGGAACAUGAUGAAGACAUGAAAACUCCUAAAUUAUCACGAAAUGGUUCAUCAAGUAGGAGAUCAGAUGUGGCUGAAGAUUUGUCUGAAACAUCCACUAACAAUGAAGAAGACAAUGUUUUUGAAGAGCUAUUCAGUGCGGUUAUGACUGCGAACAUUGAUGGACGCCCACUUUACCAAGCAUUUCAAUUUAUACCUUCGAAGCGGCGUUACCCUGAGUACUUUAAUGUGAUUGAUUCGCCUAUUGACCUAAAGACGAUAGCACAGAAGAUUCAAGGCGGAGAAUACACUACUAUUGGGGAAUUAGAAAAAGACUUCCUACUCAUGGUCAGAAACGCCUGUCAGUUCAACGAGCCUGGAAGUCAGAUUUAUAAAGAUGCCAAAACUUUAAAGAAAAUAAUACAAGUACGCAGACAAGAAAUCGAGCAGCACGGUCGCAGUGGACCCGCCAAAACAUCGGAACGCAUACGGAGCAAACGUACAUCUAGAGUCGGACCGGUGCCCACUAGUAGGGCUCUGGCCAUCAUGGAACCGCCCGGAUCCGAUACUGAAGCCUAUGUCAAGCAUUCUGAAGAUAGCGCUGAAAGUGAUGAAGAUAAAGUGGAUAAUGAAGAUUCUCCACAGUGGAAGUUGUUGGAGACUGUCAAGAACCAUCUUGGUCCUAGUGGGUUACCAAUGGCCGAACCAUUUUGGAAAUUACCAUCUCGUCGCGCCUACCCUAAUUAUUACAAGGAGAUAAAGAACCCUGUGUCUUUAAACCAAAUCAAAAACAAAAUACGACGUGGCAGCUACGGUACUCUGUCCGAGGUGGCGGGUGAUAUGAAUAUUAUGUUUGAGAACGCCAAACAGUACAACGCCCCCACUUCCAGACUAUAUAAGGACUCUGUAAAAUUGCAACGCUUAAUGCAACAACGUGUCCAAGAACUCCUGGAUAUAGUUCAGUCAUCAUCGAGUGAUGAUGAAAGCCUGUCUUCAGUAAAGAAUCAAACUCAAGUGCAGACUCCACGGCCAAGAGGUCGUCCGCGCAUCAACCCGCUGCCCGCGCCCGCCCCGCCGCCCGCCGCCGCGCCGCUCGUGCUGAAGCCGAACAUGCCGCUGAAGAAGAAGCUGCACUACGUGGCCAAGCAGCUGGUCGAGUUCACGUGCUCCGACGGCCGCCAGCCGAUGCUGCUGUUCAUGGAAAAGCCCAGCAAGAAACUGUAUCCGGAAUAUUACAACGUCAUCGAUCGGCCCAUCGAUAUGCUGACGAUUGAAGCUAACAUUAAGAACGAUCGUUAUAAUUCACUAGAAGAGAUGAUAGCGGACUUCCGUUUGAUGUUCUCAAACUGCCGCCAUUUCAACGAAGAGGGCUCUAUGGUAUACGAGGACGCGAACCUUCUAGAACGGGUCAUGAACGAAAAGAUAAAGGAAUUGAACAGCAAUUACGAGAAAAAGACGCCCAUGAAGAGUCUGAAGGCUCAGCCAAGGUCGAGGCAACUGUCGCCGUUCGAACAGAAGCUGAGAACGUUGUAUGACGCUAUCCGGGACUAUAGGGAUCCAAAAGCCAACCGCCAGCUGGCCCUGAUCUUCAUGAAGCUACCCAGUAAAACUGAGUACCCUGAUUAUUAUGAGCUCAUCAAGAACCCGAUAGACAUGGAGAAGAUUGCUCACAAAUUGAAGAGCAACAGUUACAGUUCAGUUAACGAGCUGGCUUCGGAUUUCAUACUGAUGUUCGAUAACGCCUGCAAGUACAAUGAGCCCGACUCGCAGAUCUACAAGGACGCUUUGAUACUGCACAGAGUCUGUCUGCAGACCAAGCAGAUGUUAAGUCAAGACGACGAUGCAGUGCCCGACGUUCCAGCCGCUGUCCAAGAACUAUUAUUGAAUCUCUUUACCACAGUAUACAAUCAUCAAGAUGAAGAGGGGAGGUGUUACUCAGACAGCAUGGCCGAGUUACCGGAACACGACGAAACAAACAAUGGCGAGAAGAUGCGAGCUAUAUCGCUGGAUUUGGUCAAGAGAAGACUUGACAAAGGGCUGUACAAGAGACUGGAUCAUUUCCAGCAAGAUAUGUUUGCUGUGUUUGAAAGAGCACGUCGCCUCUCCCGUACAGAUAGUCAAAUUUUCGAAGACUCAGUCGAGCUGCAGUGCUACUACAUAGAGCAGAGGGACGCGCUGUGCCGCGGCACGCUGCAGUCGCCGGCGCUCACCUUCACGCGCGACACCGUCUCCACCAGCGUCGAGCUCAUCAAGCAGUGCAAGCUGCUGCAAGAGAACGACGAUGAGGAUGAAACUAGAUCGAGUACGGAUGACUCCAUGCCGUCGGGUGAUACCAAUCUUCAAUCUCAGUACAGGAAAGGUGAUUUCCUGUACAUCCAACCUGAGAAGGGCAAUAAAGACUUCAAUAUUGUUCAAGUAGAAAGACUUUGGACUAACAGCGAUGGUAUAACUAUGCUGUAUUGCAACAUGUACUUUAGACCUCAAGAGACAUUCCACAUCAGAACCCGAAAGUUCCUCCAACAAGAAGUGUUCAAAACGGAUGUGUACAAACCUGUGCCCCUGGACCGCGUCGUGGGACCUUGCUACGUUAUGAACGUGAAGGAAUAUUUCAAGUUUAGACCUGAAGGCUACGCUGACAAAGACGUCUACGUCUGCGAGAGUCGGUACAGCACGAAGCACAGGUGGUUCAAAAAGAUCAGAGCCUGGGAGGGCUCCGAGAAAGAAGUGUCGAUUGUUCCCAGAGAGGUGGCGCUAGAGCCGCAGCGGACCGUCUCCGUGUUCCGCGAGCGCGUCGAGAAGCACAAAGACGAGCUGGCCGAGCUAGAAGUACUCGAGAACGUGCAAGAAAAGGAGAGGCCGGACGUGGUGAUGUACAACCCGCUGGGCACGGACGACGAGAACACGUACUACGAGCAGUACAACACGGUGUGCUCGGGCGUCAUCAAGACCGGCGACUACGUGUACGUGGUCACGGACGGCGGGAAGCAGAUGAUAGCGCAGGUCGACACCAUCUGGGAGACCGGCGAUAACAAGUGCUAUUUCCGUGGACCGUUCUUGAUCUUCCCGGCGGAGGUGUUGAAUAUCAUCAAUAAGCCUUUCUACAAACAAGAGGUACUUCUGACAACAAUCCACGAUACUAGCCCUCUUGUGGGCAUCGUUGGGAAGUGUUCGGUUUUGGACUACGACGAUUAUCUCAAAUGUCGGCCCACGGAGAUAUCGGAAGGCGACGUGUACGUGUGCGAGAGCAUCUACGACGAGUCGAACCGCGUCGCGCGCAAGCUCAAGUCCGGCCUGCGCAAGUUCGAGCACACCAAGGACGUCACCGUAGACGAGAUAUACUUCUUCCCAAAACCGUUGGGUCCACCGGCCCUGGCGUCCACGCACGACGUGCAGUCGGCGUCCACCGCCUUCGCCCAGAAACCGCAACAUCAAACCAUGCACAUGGAUCCUACGGACUGCAAGCCACAGUUCACGAACCUAAUCAACACGACGAUCGGAAGUCAGGACGUCGAAAUGAUUCUAGAGAAUUCGUUGGACGACUCGUCUUUGGCCUCGCCGGCGACACCUCUGUCAACAGGUGGCAAUAGCAACCCUUACAACCCGUCCCUGAGCGUAACGCCCAGUCAGGAACGGAUCGCAAGCCAGACCGCGACCCCGGUCACCGGGAAGAAGAAGAAGGAACAGAAGCAAAAGAUCGUCACCGGCUACAUACUGUACUCCAGCGAGGUGCGGAAGGCGGUCAUAGCCAACAACCCGGAGGCUACAUUCGGCGACAUAUCGCGCAUCGUGGGCAACGAGUGGCGCUCGCUGCCCGCCGCCACCAAGCAGAGCUGGGAGGAGCGAGCCGCGCGCUGCAACGAGGAGACCGCCGCCAGGCUCGCCGACGAGAUGCGCGAGUUGGCGCAACACACAACAAUGGAGAUGACGUACGAAUGCGCCUGGGACACGUGCGACUGUCAGUUCGAGGACCUGACCGACUGCAUGGAGCACUGCAUCGGCGACGGAGGAAACAUGAUCGGAACGUAUCUAGAACCGAAAAGACCUAAACUAGAGCCGGGGCACAUCCAGCAACACUACCGCGGCUCGUUCAGCGAGUACCCCUGUCUGUGGCGGAACUGCGCGCGCGUGCGCAAGGGGCAGGCGCCCUUCCCCAACCUGCCGCGCCUGCUGCGACACGUGCGCGACCUGCACGUCAACAAGGGCAACGGACGACUCAUGGCCGUGCAUGAACGCUCCAGGAAUUUCAUGCUGUCAUCGAAGAAGCCGCGGCCGGCGGUGCGGAGCGGCGUCAUGUCCCCCGGAGGUACAAAUAGCAGUAGUAAUAGCCAAGCGUCUCUAUCAGGGAUGUCCCCUAUGGCGAGGAACACCCCGUCCCCCGGCGCGGGGGAGGGCACGUCCACGACGAUCCCCACGGCGCCGCCCGUCCGCGCCGGCCUCGACCCCCUCUUCGUUACGGCGCCGCCCAGAGCGCAGCGCGUCACGCACUCCGAAGCCUACAUCAGGUACAUCGAAGGCUUGCAUUCAGAGCAGAAAUAUAUAACACCAUGGGAAAAAUCUCUUACUCCGAUGCCGGCGAACCCCGACCCGGCUCAGUUCAAUAUGCAGAAGAUACCCGGACAUUGGAUCACGGACGAAGCCAUCAACGGAUAUUUGACACAUGACAAAAAUCUCGCCGAAGCGGACAUACAGAAGAUGGACCAAAAUCAAAAGGUUCUGAAAGGAUUGUGCUCGUUGAGAGAUUUCAUGAUGAAAGACGCCUUGUGUCUCUACAAGAAUCUUCAGAUAAAUGGUUUUUAACGUUUAGUUAAAGGUUUAAUGACCUGCUUUUUUUUUAAUUCAAAUAUAAUCGACAAAUUUAUAAUACAA